This is a messenger RNA of Scylla paramamosain (green mud crab), 3015 nucleotides long. Its product is annotated as glutathione S-transferase Mu 3-like. The record is from RefSeq and is a predicted model, not a curated record. NCBI's taxonomy places the organism in Eukaryota, Metazoa, Arthropoda, Malacostraca, Decapoda, Portunidae. The coding region runs from base 145 to 798 and encodes 217 amino acids. Gene Ontology annotation, biological process: glutathione metabolic process. Gene Ontology annotation, molecular function: glutathione transferase activity. The transcript is spliced from 5 exons.
AGAGAGAGAGAGAGAGAGCUAGGAAGGCAAAACACGCACUACGCCGAACAAAAGACGAAAUCACCAGGCAGCGUCCACGGCGUUUGUGACAUAACCUGUGUCUUUUUCCCUCCCCACUUGCAGCUGAAGCUUUGACGUGGUAAAAUGGGUCCUGUACUGGCUUACUGGGACAUCCGUGGGCUUGCCCAGCCCAUCCGUCUCCUUCUGGAAUACACAGGGACAGAGUUUGAGGACAAGUAUUACAAGUGUGGCCCAGCUCCUGACUACGACAAGUCUUGCUGGUUCGACAUCAAGGAAACACUUGGAUUUGAUUUCCCCAAUCUUCCCUAUUACAUCGAUGGGGACAUCAAGGUAACACAGAGCAAUGCCAUCAUGCGUUACAUUGCUCGCAAACACGACCUUUGUGGUAAGACAGAGGAGGAGAAAAUCCGUGUUGACAUCCUGGAGAACCAAGCCAUGGACUUCCGCAAUGGUUUUGUUCGCUUCUGCUACAUGACAUAUGACACGGCCAAGGAUUCCUAUCUGCAGGCCCUGUCAAAGACCAUCGAGAGGUUCUCAAAGUUUUUAGGGACACGCAGUUGGUUCGCAGGUGAUGAUAUCACCUUUGUGGACUUUAUCAUGUAUGAAUUACUGGACCAACACCUGCAGCUGGACAAGGACUGCCUCAAGGAUGCCCAGAACCUGCAAGAUUACCAGAAGCGCUUCGAGGAGCUGACACCCAUCAAGAAGUACAUGGCCUCCCCGCGGUUCAUAAAGGCUCCUAUUAACAACAAGAUGGCAAAGUUUGGCAACAAGUAGAGAGGAUGUCAUGUGGAAGAAAACAAAGUUAAUGGUCAUUAACUUGUGCUUUUCUUACUUAUGGCCUGAGCAUUUUAUCUUGAGCAUUUAGGUGUUCUUUCUGGGAUUUUCCCAGCCUGUGAUGCUACCAGACUUUCUACUGGGGAAAUUAUUGGAUUAGAGCCUAAGUGUUAAUGAUAACCUCUCUCUCUCUCUCUCUCUCUCUCUCUCUCUCUCUCUCUCUCUCUCUCUCUCUCUCUCUCUCUCUCUCUCUCUCUCUCUCUCUCUCUCUCUCUCUCUCUCUCUCUCUCUCUCUCUCUCUCUCUCUCUCUCUCUCUCUCUUCAUCCUCUUCCUCUUCAUGUGCAGCUCAAGAGGAAGCGACUGAUAGAUUGACAGGGUCAGUCUGAAAGUGUGACCUUACUGAGUUACUCAUAUAGAUGAGACAACGCCUGGGAGAAACAUUGCCAAGUAUUGUGGUGUUUGGAAAAAAAACAAUGAACAUUUAUUGCAUUAACUUGUCCUUUUAGAGCAUUACAGUGUAUAUAUGAUAAAAAUCCAUUUAUUUUGGAGUAGUAAGUACCUGACAUAGGGUGUGUCUUGGUAGAAGUGUGACGGUGCCAUAGGCCAGGUAAUCCCCAGAAAGGACAAUGCCCAAACACAUGCUCAGGAUAAAAUGGUCAGACCAUAGUUUGUCUAUUGUUUCUUUCAUUUCCUUGUUUCUUAUGAUUACUGAGUGAUGCUUAGCCAGCCAUCCUAAAGAAUAUUGUGAUCAGCUAAUGAUAUAAAGGCCUCAUUUUGUGAAACAUUAUUUGCCAACAGAAUCUGCCCACCUUAGAUAUGUUAAGCACUAAAAAACAGUGCAAAUGAGAGCAAUUCCUUCAUUACUUCUUACACUUAUACAUUGUUUAAGAUUUCCUAGAGUAACAUAGAUGGUAUGUCACUUAUAAUUAUCUGUCGAAAUACAUUGUCUCGCCAUGAACAAAAUAUUUCCUUUGUAGCUUUACAAUGGUACUUUUCCCUUACUUGGCAGCUAAGAAAAGUGAUACACCAUUGAUCACUUGUCGUCUAAUAAGAUACAUUAAUUACUUGGCAUCCAUCUAAUAGAAUAACAUUAAUUACUUGGUUUGUAAUUGGAUAACAUUAAUUACUUAUCAUCUAAUAGGAUAAAAUCAACUACUUGGCAUCAAAUAGGAUAAUAUUAAUUACUUAGCAUCUAAUAAGAUAACAUUAAUUACUCAGCAUAUAAUACGAUAACAUUAAUUAUUUGGCAUUCAAUUGGGUAACAUAAAUUAUUUAGCAUCCAAUAGGACAAUAAUUAUUUGGUGUAUACUAGGAGAAUGCAAAAUAUAGCACUAAUAAUACAUUGUGCCUGUAAUGUGGGGAGACACACCACUCUGCAUGCUGGUGUGGGUUCUUCAGAUUUCACACUGACAGCUUCAUAAGUACAAACAACAAUGCAUUCAGGCUUUUAUCCCCUCCCAUAAGUGCAGCUUCAGACUUCCUCACAGCUUCUUGAGAUUGUGAUUUUCUGAGAUUAUAAUAAGUUGAUUCUUUUGUAAGAAUGUUACUAGAGUGAAUUUGAACAUUUUCAUAGGAACUGAUUUAAUAAUGUUUUGAUCUCAUAUAUUAUUGGUAACUGAAAGCUUGAAGAGUGUUUAUGAAUAAUGAUUUUGUCAGUUAUAUUAAUUCAGUGAUUUUGACUGGUAGGUCAAUUAUUAUGUUUUCCUGAUUUAAGUAUUCGUCAGUUUGAGGGCAUUUCAUAAUAGAAUAAGCAUUUUUUGGUGUUAGUCUUUGUAAGAGAGAACCAUGUGAUGGCAAGAUGUGAAAUAUUUAAUGAAGAUUAAAUGGUAUGAAAUAUGAUCAAAUGAAUGUUAGUAUUUUAUAUAAGUGGUGUUAUGCUGAAAUGUUUGUUGAAGUAAUAUUACCUCCAUUAGAUUGUCAUGGAGGGUGUAAAAUACGUGAAAAUGAAUGAUGGUUAACUAUAUCAUAGAAAGAUGUGAUGUUUAUGAUCAAAUUGAUAUUACUGCUGUAUGCAUGCAUGUCUGAUGCUAUGUUGAUACUUCCUCAGGAAGUGAACAACAGUGGUAAUCAUAGUGUGUGAUAAUAUAUUGCUCAAGUUUUGCACUGUUCUCACUAAGACAUUAAAUAAUUGCAUAUGUUGUGCAUUCUGACUGUUACCUAAGUUUAGCAGAAUAAGGAAAUGUGAUUGACAAUUAAUAAAUUUCCAAAAACCCAAA